GUGACUAAAAGUAUCUGUAUCUGAAAAAGUAUCUGCAUCUGUCCGUGCAUCUGUGUCUGUGAUGGCGGCUGCAUUCGUUAGAUGCUAUUGCCACUUCACUCACGAAAUACCGAUUGCACUACCCGACACUGUGCCUCUGCUGCACUUUUCAGUAUCUUUAUCUGCCGAAGCUGUAAAUAUCCGCGAGAUUUACAACGCCAGGCGACGACGUCGGCUCACAGACUCGCGUAUCUGUAUCUUUUUUUUUUUUUUGUUCAGCAUUUUUUUUUCGCUGUAUCGACUAUACAGAUACUGAUUCGAAGUCGGAGGCAAAAGAUACUGGCAUUCGAUACGAAAGACACUCGCCAAACGCAUCCCCGUAGCGGCUAAUUCGCCAUAAUUUUAUUUUUCCAAUUCUGAUUCGCCCGCUAAAAGAUACAGAUACAUAUGGCGCAUACAUAGAUACAGAUACGAAUACCCAUACAAAGUUCAAGUUCCAGAUAGCAGAUACAUUUGUGAUCAUUGUUUGCCGCUUCUCGGCCUGUCACCGUAACUCACAAUUGAAUUGUUCCUUUGUUCUGUCCAGCGUUUUCGAGUUGCAAGUUGCAAGUUGCACGUUGCACGUUGCACGUUCGAAGAGUUGCAACUACCGAAUUUCGCAUAAUUGGCAUUAAGACAAAAGUGAGGCCUUGCCCUUUGUUGUUUACCGCCAGACCGAGUGUCGCCUUCUCCCAACUGAGAUACAGAUACAGAAGGGCAAAGCCAAAAGAUACAGAUACAGAUACAGAUAGUGGUAGAAGAGAAUGUUAGUGCCGCCGGAUAUGAUGGCCGCGCAGACGCGGAUGAUCUAUCAGAUGAAUCGAUUCUGCGCCGAGAGGGUCCAGGCCAGGAUGUUCAAGACGGCCACCGCCAUCCGCGAGAUCUGCAAGAUCGUCCAGGACAUCCUCAAGGAGGUGGAGCUGCAGGAGCCGCGCUUCAUCUCCAGCCUGGUGGAGUGCAAUGGCAGAUUUGAGGGCGUGGAGGUGAUAUCCCCCAACGAGUUCGAGAUAGUCCUCUACCUCAACCAGAUGGGCGUCUUCAACUUCGUGGACGAUGGCACCUUGCCGGGCUGUGCUGUCCUGAAACUCAGCGAUGGCCGGAAGCGAUCGAUGUCCUUGUGGGUGGAGUUCAUCACAGCGAGUGGCUAUCUGUCCUCCCGGAAGAUCCGUGCCCGCUUCCAGACCCUGGUGGCCCAGGCCUGUGACAAGAGCGUCUACCGGGAUCUCGUCAAGAUGGUGGGAGACACCAGCGAAGUGAAGCUCCGGAUACGGGAGCGUUUUGUGGUCCAGAUCACGCCGGCCUUCAAGUGCUCGGGGAUCUGGCCGCGUUCGGCCGCCCACUGGCCAGUGCCCCACCUACCCUGGCCGCAUCCCAAUAUCGUGGCCGAGGUGAAGACCGAAGGAUUCGAUCUUCUGUCCAAGGAGAGUGUCGUCCUUCAGAGCAAGAACAACAAUAAUGCCGCCAGCAUGGAGGGCGAUGCCUGGGUGCUCAGUUUCUUCGAGGCGGAGAAUCGUCUUCUGCAAGGUGGCUGUCGUCGUCGCUGUCUGAGCAUGUUGAAGACCCUGAGGGAUCGGCACUUGGAGCUGCCCGGCAACCCCAUCAGUUCCUAUCACUUGAAGAACCUUCUCCUCUACGAGUGCGAGAAGCAUCCCCGGGACUUCGAGUGGGACGAGAGCUGCAUCGCCGACAGGAUCAAUGGCAUAUUCCUGCAGUUGAUAUCCUGCCUGCAGUACCGACGAUGUCCGCACUACUUCCUUCCGGGCCUGGACAUGUUUAAGGGAAAGUCCCCCAGUGCUUUGGAAAAUGCCGCCAAGCAAGUCUGGCGACUCACUCGGGAGAUGCUCACGAAUGCCAAUGCUUUUGAAAAGCUGUAAGGGGUUAAGGAGUUCCCAGGGUUGGGUUUGGAGGAGUGGACUAAGGGGUUAAAGAUAUCAACAUAAUGGUAGAAUUUUUGAAUUUUGGGUUAAGAUUUACAGAGAAUUUUGAGAUACAAUCCUUCAGAGUUUUCUUUUAUUCUGUUAUAUUUUUUUAAAUUUAUAUGCAAGAAUAGUGGUUUUUAAUGCCUAAAUAGUAUAACAAGUCUUUGAAUUAUUUUUAUUAUAUUUUUAUAAUAUUUUUUAUUGAUUUUUUAAGUUUAAAUGCUUUUAAUUUUCUGUAAUUUCUUAAUCACAACCAAAAUCGCAGCCAUUUGAGGAGAAAAUGUGUGCUUAAAGAGUGCCAAGUUGAUCAGAGAUUGCAGAUAUAUAUCAAGAUAUAUACACACGACCUUUGGCGGCCAUUUUGUGCCAUAUGUGUGCUUGUUGUGGAGUGUGUGCUGGUGUGUGUCAGUGUGUGUGUGCUAAAGUGUUAAUGCCGAGAUGCGAGAUAAGUCCACUCCCCAUUCGACUCUGCCCAUUGAGGCGUUUCGGCUAAGCCCUCGAAUAUUGUUUUUAAUAACUCUCGCCCCUCACAUCCUCCAUCCUCUCAUCCUCUCGCAUCCUUUGUCCUUUGUUCUGGAAUGGAAAACAAUGGACAUGGAUUCGGAUUCAGGAUAUGUAUAAAAAAAAGAGCAUUUGGCCCGGCGAGGCGGCUCCUUUUACAGGAGUCUCGCAUACUCGACCUUUGCGAUUGUUUGGCAGUCACAGCCCCGAUCCUAGAUCAAAAUAAUAAUGAACAGAAAACUAUAUAUUUAGAGGAGGGGGUGUAGCAGAUUUCAUUGACCGUUCCAAGUCCAACUUACAUUGUUUUUUUUAAAUACUUAUAAUUAUAAAUAUACAAAUGUCGAUGUCUAUUAUGCGAUGCCUAUAAUCUCUACAAUGAUUAUCCACACAGUUUCUUUUAUUUAGGUGCAAAAUAAUCCUAGAUUGCUUAAGUGAAACUAAAAUACAAAGUACUUGAAUAAAUUCAAGAAUAGCCAAAGGCAAAAAA
Drosophila ananassae is the source of this 2925-nucleotide messenger RNA. Its product is annotated as protein mab-21-like. NCBI's taxonomy places the organism in Eukaryota, Metazoa, Arthropoda, Insecta, Diptera, Drosophilidae. The coding region runs from base 783 to 1892 and encodes 369 amino acids. The transcript has 3 exons. The record is from RefSeq and is a predicted model, not a curated record.